Abrus precatorius (Indian licorice) is the source of this 641-nucleotide messenger RNA. RefSeq names its product protein yippee-like. The transcript has 7 exons. Gene Ontology annotation, cellular component: ubiquitin ligase complex. Bases 41 to 430 code for a protein of 129 amino acids. Lineage: Eukaryota; Viridiplantae; Streptophyta; Magnoliopsida; Fabales; Fabaceae. The record is from RefSeq and is a predicted model, not a curated record.
UUUUGCAACUACUACAUUGUCGCAAUUGCAAGAGAGAGUGAUGGGAAGGUUGUUUGUGGUGAAUCUGGAAGGGAAGAUCUAUAGCUGCAAACACUGUCGUACCCAUCUUGCGCUUUACGAAGACAUCGUCUCCAAGACUUUCCACUGCAGACAUGGGAAAGCUUAUCUCUUCAAUAAGGUUGUGAAUGUUUCUCUUGGCGAAAAAGAGGAGAGACUGAUGAUGACUGGGUUACAUACUGUGGCUGACAUUUUCUGUGUGGGUUGUGGAUCAAUUGUGGGUUGGAAAUAUGAGACUGCCCAUGAAAAAGGCCAGAAGUACAAGGAAGGAAAGUCGGUGCUUGAACGGUACAAGGUGUCAGGUCCUGAUGGAAGCAAUUAUUGGAUCAACCAUGAAGCACAUGUUGGUGGAAGUGAUGCUGAUGAUGCUUAGUCAUCCAUUCUCAAUUCACCAUAUUUGGAUGAAGAAAGCCUUUCAAGUGCCUUGUCUCUGUCUCUCAAGUAAAUGGAAUGUAUUGAAAUAAAAGACUUCUGAAAAAUUAUGUAUUACAAUCAAAACUUUAGUUGGUUUACACUUGUUUUCUUUAAAUGGAUUUUAUCAUCUGAUACUAAAUAAAAUAUAGUGCCCAACUGGAUUGAUAUUC